AUGCACAUCCCUUCCACAAGCAGCGUACUACUGCUCCUGGUCUCCUUGACCCUCAGUUCCAUCGCCCCCGCCACUGAAGCCGCCGCUGCCCCCGGCCCCUCAGCAGAUUUCCUCAAAUGCCUUAAACCCCUCGGCUCCUCCAAAGUCCUCACCGCAAAGGACACAGCCUACCAACAACAGCGUUACGGCUUUGACCUUCGGUACACCUACCAGCCCUCGGUCAUCAUCAUGGCCAAAUCUGUCGGCGAUGUCCAGACAGCCGUCAAAUGCGCCGCCGCCGCAAAGAUCGCCGUUGCCCCUCGUUCGGGAGGUCACUCCUUUGAGGGUUACUCGCUCGGUGGUCAGGAUGGAUCUAUGGUCCUUGACCUCACUGCCUUGAACUCUGUCAAGGUCAAGGGUAACAAGGCCACCGUCGGGUCCGGCAUCCGUCUCGGAAAGCUCUACCUCGACCUCUUCAACCAAGGAGGAUGGACCAUCAACGCCGGUACCUGCCCCAGUGUCGGUAUUGGCGGCCACGCCCUCGGUGGUGGAUUCGGUCUCCUCUCGCGCAAGUACGGUCUUCUUGCCGACCGUAUUGUCGAGAUCGAGAUGGUUGAUGCCAAGGGCAAGGUCGUCAAGGCUUCUGCCUCCUCCAACCCCGACCUCUUCUACUCCCUCCGUGGCGCUGGCGGCGGCUCCUUCGGCGUCGUCACAUCCUUCACCAUCCUCCCCUUCAAGGCCGCCACCAAGGCCACCUCCUUCUCUUACGAAUGGAAGAUCAAGGACUACGCCGCCGUCCUCAAGGCCUACACCAACUACCAAUCCAAGGCCACCCGCGAUAUCGGUGUCGAGAUGAACGUCGGCCCCUCCGGUCUUGAGCUCUACGGAAUCUUCCAGGGCUCCAAGGCCGAUCAAGCCAAGGCCCUCGCCCCUUUCCUCAGCGCUGUCCCCAAACCCACCUCCAACGAUGUCCGUCAAGGCCGCCAGAUCGACGCUCAGCUCCGCUUCGCCUUUGUCGAGGGCGGCAAGGAGGGCGACAUCAACGGCCUCUCACUCAAGAGCCCCUUCCGCACCGGUGACUCCCAUUACACAAAGGGCAAGUCCAUCGUUUACCCCUCGGCCCUGAAGGACUCGACCAUUGCCCUCCUGGGCAAGUGGGGCGCAAAGAAGCCCUCUGGUGCGACCUCAAACUACAUCAUUGUCGAUCUCUGGGGCGGCGCCGUCCAGGACACCGCCGUCGACGCCACAUCCUUCAUCCACCGCAACGCCCACACCGUCUUUGAGUUUGUCGUCGAAUGGGACCAGAGCGCAAAGCCCAAGCCCGGAAAGGCUGACUGCAAGGAUUGUCUCAAGUGGAUGAACGACAUGUACGCCGAAUUCUUGGCCGACUUCAAGUCUGCUGGUUAUGCUGGCCCCCUCCGCGGUUACCAGAACUACAUCGAUGCAGAGAUCCCCAACUGGCAGGACGCCUACUACGGCUCUGCCAUGACCCGUCUCAAGAAGACCAAGGCUGCUAUCGACCCCACCAACAUCUUCCGUUUCCCUCAGAGCAUUCCUCUGUAA
Linnemannia hyalina is the source of this 1542-nucleotide messenger RNA. The record is from the annotation of a GenBank genome assembly. NCBI's taxonomy places the organism in Eukaryota, Fungi, Mortierellomycota, Mortierellomycetes, Mortierellales, Mortierellaceae.